AUGGACCAUGAUAAAAAGAAACUUAUUUCUUCACCAGAAGGAUAUUUUAGAAGAAGGAGCUCAGCAUCAGUUACACGAUCUAGCUUUACAACCCUGGAUCAUAUGCGUUCUGCAUGGAACCAGAUAAAAUAUGGUUGGUCUCUUCAACUAUGGCCUAAUUUUGAUCGUAACUCCAUCAUAUACAUGCUUGGUAGAUCCUACUUUGACGCCGCGCCAGAUAGUCUUCGAAACAUUCCACAGGAUAUAAAUGCGGAUGGAACUUUCUCAGAUUUUACUAUUGACUUUGCAAGUAGGUUAUGGUUCACUUACCGAGAUAACUUUGCUCCUCUGCUGAGAAGUUCUUCAAACCAUUCCAUCGCUCAUACAACUGAUGUAUCUAGUGCUCUACUGACUUCUGUUUGGAGACCAGUUUCAUGUGACUGUGAAGCCAUUGAAUCUGACGUCCAUCUUUUCAAAGCAACAUCAACAGCUAACGACAGAAAUCAAGAAUUUGUUUCACUUCCUACAUAUCGAAUUCGAUCAAUACCUACAAAAGCUUCAAAUUCAUUUGUGCCUCUUUCUGUCCAAACAUCUGACUGUGGAUGGGGAUGUAUGUUUCGGUGUGGACAGAUGUUACUUGCUCAAGCUCUGGUUGUACAUUUUCUAGGCAGAGACUGGAGGUUGAACAAGAGUAAAAAUGUCACUAUUUCUGGGAGUUCAGAUUUCAAUCUUCAAAUUAUCAGAUGGUUCAAUGAUUCUUGGUCUCCAUCUUCACCUUUAUCCUUGCACCGUUUACUCCACGUAAGUGGCAAAAAGCCAGGCGAAUGGUGCGGACCAGCUUCAGUAUGUACAGCAAUCUUACGUGUUAUGGCUAAAGGAAGUAUUUUGGAAAAACGUCUGAGCCAAGUGGAAGUAUACUUAGCCCGCGACAGGGUUAUUUACCGUGAGGAAAUUAUGGAUCUUGCAAGAGGUUCGUACACAACGGAUAAAUAUCGCACCAAAAUACACUUUACUGAUCAUACGGCCUUCUAUCGUUUACAGUCUGAUCAGACUAAGGGUUCACAAAUUACUGGAUCACCAGCUAUCCUUCUUCUAAUCCCUCUCAUGUUUGGCAAGGAGAACCGUAUCAACCCAUGUUAUUUACAGAUGAUAUUGCGCCUGUUUUCUGACCCAGCUUUCGUCGGACUGAUUGGUGGCCGUAAAAAACACUCCAGUUAUUACGUUGGUUGCCAAAAUGAUUCGUUAAUCCAUCUAGACCCACAUUUCACACAACCAGCACAAAGGUUAGAUUCAGCUGAAUUCUCGGUUGCCUCUUGGUACUGUCCUAUUCCAAAAAUCAUGAAUGCAACCAAACUUGAUCCUUGCUGUGCUGUUGGAUUCUACUGCAGAACCAGAGGUGAACUCAGCGACCUUAUGGACAGGCUACCUUUCUUAAUGUCGCCAAGUGAUAGCUCACAAACAACCUCACUUGAAAACCGAUCAGUUAGACGCUUUGUCGAAGUGUUAAGUCUCGACGAAUCAACCUCCGUAAAUCCUAUAGUACCAUAG
Molecule: messenger RNA, 1527 nt
Organism: Heterobilharzia americana
Lineage: Eukaryota; Metazoa; Platyhelminthes; Trematoda; Strigeidida; Schistosomatidae
Source: the annotation of a GenBank genome assembly